Molecule: messenger RNA, 6334 nt
Organism: Alligator mississippiensis (American alligator)
Lineage: Eukaryota; Metazoa; Chordata; Crocodylia; Alligatoridae
Gene: DOK4
Product: docking protein 4
Exons: 9
Coding region: 2729-3673 (314 amino acids)
Biological process (GO): cell surface receptor protein tyrosine kinase signaling pathway; positive regulation of MAPK cascade
Cellular component (GO): cytoplasm
Source: RefSeq, a predicted model, not a curated record
UUGGGGUUCGGAUGCUCGCAGGUUUUGCUUGCCCUCAGCCAUAUGGCCGCAGGAGCAAGCUAGGGAGGAGUCUCCCAGUUCCAUAAAGUGGGUGUAAAGCCAAGAUCUUUCCACUGGAAAUGAAAGUGGGAGGGUAACUAUACAUUACCUCUGCUUGGGAACUAACCCAUGCCAGAACAAUAGUUACCCUCUGUCCCUGGGAAAACCACCGUGGUGAUCAUGCCAUGGAAGGUAGAGUGGCUGGAAAGAGCAGCUCUCUAUCACAUCUGCUCUGCGAUAGAGAGCUGCUCAGGCAGGCAGGCAGGCUCACAGCCCAUGCUGUGUGUGCCUUGUCUCCAGCCUUGGCUUGUGAGCUUGUAUUUGAAAUUCCAAGUGGCUGUGGGUGAGGGAGUGAACAGGAUUGCAGGUCAGCCUUUAAUGCCAGGCUUUGAAGAUGGUGUCCUGGUGCUGGCAAAUGGGCCUCAAUGCCCCAUGAGGUUUGCUGAGCCAUGUAUUUUUUGCUGGUAGAACAGGACCACCUGAGGCUGCUGUAGACAUGUAGGAGGGGAGUCCAUAAUGACUGGCAUGGGCUGAACUGCAGGAGCCUAGCUGGGGCUGAAGACCUCCCUCCCCCAGAAGAGGCCUAACCCAGUGCAGGAAAGGUGGAGACAGCCCUGGGAACUGAGGGGAAGCCGAAGACUGAAACUCUGCUCCUCCCUGAGAAACAUGGCCCUCCCAGGAUUGACUGGGGGAGUCCACGGUCUGAGGGAACAGUGGGGCUGGCUCUUCCCUCCCAGCAGGAGGAGGGUGGCAUUUCCUACAUCCCAGUCCAUUGGUGGUGCAGCAAGCACAGCUCCUGGGAGGGAGAGCAGAUGUGCCUGACCCCCUUGACUGUACAACUGCGGCAUGCACAGAGUCAAGCAGAGGAAUGCCCUGGGAGGGCUCCUUGAAUGGCUGUCACAUCAGUCAGGCCCACGGAAGGCCGGGGUAUGCUUUUUUUCUUUCUGCUGCCUCAUUCAUCUCUAUUACAGUGACAGGCUGCCUAAACACAGCUCCCGUGGAGCUGACACAGCACCUCCCGGAUGGGUCCAGUGGGAGUGCCAGGGAGGCCUGCUGCACUCUACCUAACCUCCGACUCAUCCCCCUCCAGCCUCCUCUUUGCUCCUUUCCCUCCAUGCUCCCUCUCUCUCUCCAGAACCUGUCUGCCAGACAAGAGGUGUGGCAGUGGGAGGGCAGGUGAGCCCAUCCUCAUGCCCCAGCUGCACUGUCUACAAUCCAUGCACCUGCUCCCCACACACCUGAGAGGAAAGUAGAGGCUGGCAUGGGCCUGAGUUUGAGUCAGGGUUUUGCUGAGCAUGGGGGGAUGGAGCAACCCUGUAUCAGAUCUGCCCAGGCUGAGGCCAGGGCCUGGUUACCUCCCAGCUGCUCUCCUGGCUACGAUUACUACAUCUGGGUUUUUCCAGACUUGUUCAGUUCACUGAUUACUUAGCUCAGGACUAGUCUCAUGGCCUGGUUACUGCCCAAGAGUCCCCUGUUGGGGACCAAUACUGAAGCCCUGGCUACAGCUCAGGUGCUCUCCUGACUGGGAUGGAUCCCAGGGCCUGAUGACUGCCCAUGUAUGCUCCUGGGAAAAAGGAGUUCUGAGUGUUUUGGUCUGGGCCCAGACCCCUGGCACUUCUCCAGUGUUUCACUAGACAGAAAUUCAAGCCUCCCUCUGGCAUCCGUCCAGACACCGCCUAAUGGGAACUGAAAGCCUAGGCUGCUGGCAUCACACCAGAUGCUCUGUUGCACUGGGUUCCCCUGCCUUUUGGGGCCUAUUCCUAUAGAAUUUCCUAGCAUGCCCUGCUGUUCUGGCAGAAGUAGCCACUGCAACACCAUCCCUUCACGGUUCCAUCAGAGACCCCCUGAAGCAACUGCACCCCACCUGCUCCCUACUUGGCAGCCUUGACCUAGGGUACCUGAGAGCUGUUGCAGAGGGAAGAGGCUAUGUGAGCAGAUGGGCACCUGGAUAGCAGUGUCAGUGAAUUCCAUCAUCUUCCUCUCCAGUGACCUGAAUGGUGAGGCAGGCACGGGAGACAGUAGAUGCAUCUGGAUAGUGGUCAGGAAAAGAGGAACUGGGGGGGCUCUCUGCACAUCAAGGCUGGUAUGUUCAUAGCAGAUCGGUGAGGGUUUCUUGACCAGUUCCCAGAGAGGAGGAGAGAGAGCAAAGAAGGCCGGGGAUGUCCAAUAGACUGACUGAGAUACCAGAAUACACACAACAUUGCCCAGCUGAAAUUGGCCACAGUCAAUGGGGAAAAUGAACCAUUGUCUGAUAACUGGUUACAAGAGGAAAUGUUAUUGCCUACAGUCUGGUACAGUGCUGGUGACAGAUGUCUUUGUUUUUUUGUCCAGUACUGGGGUCAGUGGGAGAUGGCAUUGCUUUCCACCAGGGACUGGAAUUGGUAGGAGAAGACAUUACCCAGUGUCUCAUAUUUGGUCAGCAGAAGAUGGCAUCGUUCACGGUCUGAUACAUGCCAGCGCCAGGAAGGGAGCCAGGGAGGAGGUGAGCAUGAGGGCUGCUAGAACAAUGUGGAGGCGCUGGAGGAGGUGAGGUGAGAGGACCUGGAUGCCUGGGAGUGCCUAAAAACAGGUGAACGCCAGAGGAAGGAGGAGUGUGGGGAGAAGGAGGAAGCUGGACGGCGAGCAAGUGAGAGAGCCGGGCAAAGCCGUCAGCUCUGGGGAGCGGCUCCUGGCUGCGGCAGGCUACACUAUGGCUACAAAUUUUAAUGACAUCGUCAAGCAGGGCUACGUGAAAAUGAAGAGCAGGAAACUGGGGAUCUAUCGGAGGUGCUGGCUGGUGUUCAGGAAAUCCUCCAGCAAAGGUCCCCAGCGACUGGAGAAGUACCCAGAUGAGAAGUCGGUGUGUCUGCGUGGAUGCCCAAAGGUCACGGAGAUCAGCAAUGUGAAGUGCAUCACACGGUUGCCGAAGGAGACCAAGAGGCAAGCUGUUGCCAUCAUAUUCACUGAUGACUCAGCCAGGACUUUCACCUGUGACUCAGAACUGGAGGCUGAGGAGUGGUACAAGACUCUGUCCAUUGAGUGCUUAGGAGCACGCCUCAAUGACAUCAGCCUGGGGGAACCAGAUCUCCUCGCACCAGGGGUGCAGUGUGAGCAGACGGCUGCCUGUCUCCCUGCAGACCGGUUUAACGUGUUCCUGCUGCCGUGUCCAAACCUGGAUGUCUACGGCGAGUGCAAGCUGCAGAUCACCCAUGAAAACAUCUACCUCUGGGAUAUGCACAACCCCCGAGUUAAGCUCGUCUCCUGGCCCCUGUGCUCCCUGCGUCGCUAUGGACGUGAUGCCACCAGGUUUACCUUUGAGGCUGGCCGAAAGAGGAGGAAAAACAUCUCUUCUCCACGCAGAUUACAGCCUACCCCCAGGGCCUUUGAACUGGUGUCACUGCAACCAAAGCUGCUUAUUUCUUCUGGCUGCAGUUCUUCAGGGAGCAAGCAUCCUGUCCUGUCUGCUCUGAUGUGUGAUGCAGGGGAGGGGCUGUACACCUUCCAGACCCAGGAAGGAGAGCAGAUUUACCAGCGUGUACACAGUGCCACCCUGGCUAUCGCAGAGCAACACAAGAGGGUUCUCUUGGAGAUGGAGAAGAACGUCCGGGGGAAGCGUACUCGGGGGCCCAGGCCAGCUCGGACACUGACCUCUUGAAUAGGUUCAUCUUGCUGAAGCCAAAGCCCUCCAAAAGCGACAAAAAUGAGAGCAAAGAGUCUCAGUCUGCUUCUCAGUGAGUGACCCUUCUCUUGGUGGAGAGACCAUGUUUAGUGGCCUGGCAUCAUGGGGAAAGGGGGUGCUGAAGUGUAGGAGACAUGUGUUUUUUCCAGCACCCCCUCCCUCCUUUCCUGAGGGUGUUGAAGAUGUGGGAAUCCUCCCCCUUCCUUGGAGAAGUUAAUGGAGCUCCUUGCCACAGGGAGAGAGAGUGAGAAAGCAAGACUUGCAUUGAAGCAGGUGCAUUCUCCUAUGCCAGGAGAUAGCCCCAGCUGUGCCAUUCUACCGGACUGCGUGUGAAGGGGCAACACUUCGGAAGAAGAUGACUCGUUCUAUGUUUAACUAUUUUAUAAAUAUAUAUUGCUUAUACAUAUUCUAUAAUAAGAGACUUUCCUUCUCACAUGAAUUCAACUUCCUUAGUCACUGAAGAGACUUUGGGAAGACACUAGAAUUUUCUAAGUCUUUUGGGAGAGUCUUUCUUUUUUCAAGGUGGUGUCAUGGGGCCUCCCACAGUCAAAACAGCAUUUCUAUUACAAAGAAAUGCCCCACGAUUUCCUCAGCAUGGCUCCAUGUAGAACUGUUUUCUCAAGUGGCUGAGGGGUUCAGGGCAAUUGUUCAGUGGCAAAUGAGUGCUGCAGUGGUACUCCAAGUACUGGCAAGAAAGCGGAUGGUUCAGAAAGUCUCGUUCUCACUUGGCCUCUUCCUAAAGGCGCCAGAGGUACUCAAGCAUCCCACAUGCUUGUCUAAGUUGAAGAAAAGAGUUCCUUCCUGAACCCAUUAGAGCUUUUCCUUGGAGAGAGGAACAAGUACUCACAAGCCUAAGCAACAAGCUAAUUUUGCACUUCUUGAAGAUGAUAACACCCACACCCACACAGGAGAAUUGUGACAUCUCAGGAGAAACUGGUUUUCUUUCUGAACUGUGACUUCUGCACAAACUCUCCCCUGGCUUUUGGAGGGAAGAUUUUCACCUGGCUGUGGGAGGCUGGUUGAGCCCAUGGCCUGGGAGGUGUUUCACUUGAUUAUCUACAUGCCCUCUGUUCAGAUCCUAGUAACAGCUGCAGCAUAGCUUUCCCAUUUACAAGCCAGUUAUUUUUCCAUGCAAUGGGGUGUAUGUGAGGGCUGACUGGUUUUAGCACUGGCUGCGAACAAAACUGAUGCCCUCAGCAAGUGGGAAAGGCCAUGGAGUCAUCCUAGCUCCAACAUUGUUUUUUACUGCCUAAAUCAAACUGCCCCAUCUAUCCAUUUGGCAGAGUCAACCUUUUAGGGAUGGCUUACUGCUGGAGGUAGGUCUGCUUGAUCUCCCCAGGUUGGUCCAGUUCCACCUGGGGGCAUCCUGCCUGUUGUCACACCAAACUUGAAAUUCUACUGGCGGGAGAUGACUGAUUGAUCAGAAAUACUCAUCUUUCCAAGGCCCCUCGUCACUGUCGCUUCCUUGUAGAUGCUGAUGGAGGAAGCCCCAUUUUCUUUCCAAUUACAAAUCCAACUGUGUCUCAAAGCUAGUGUUCAGAGGGCUGCUUAGUAUCAGGAGGCCAAUUUUUUUUUUCCAGCCUAUAUGCUCUCCUGCCUCAUUUGAUACCAGUGGGUAACUGAAAUGAGAAUCAGUGAAACACCUUGCACACAGAAGUUGGUUUUAAUAUGAUAAACUCAAAAGCAAUUGAUUUUAUAGUUCUACUAUUUAUUGAAUACCUUUUAAGAAGGGCUAUCUUUUUAUUGCAGUACAAACUUCGGUGUUUCCUUUGCUGUGUUUGUCUUUUUUUAAAGAAAAGCUCAAGGGUACUGUUUCUUUGGGGUUGGGAGCUUCACAACUGUAGGAACCUAUGGUCGAAUCACCUGUAAAUACUGUGUCUUGGUUCUGUGUAGAUGAUAUAUAAGAGGGUGGGGACCUUCCAACCAAAUAUGCUGGAAAAGUCCUAGGACCUGAUAGGACCAGCAACUGUCUAAAUUGCUGUUCCAAACACCACUAAGUGCAGUGCUCUUUUCCCAGUGACAUUUAUCUGGAGCAACAGGAACCAGAUGAGUUCAGUCCUAGCCCCCAUACUCUAUGGUACAGUGAGUAAAGUGAGUUAAUAUUUGUACUUUUUCACAGGCCAGAGAUGAUGUAACCUACUGUCAUUUCCUUGCCUAAACUUCAGUCUGGCUGUCACACAAUUGCCCUGGAUAUUAGUUUCCACUUUAGGCACUAGGGUAUAAUCUGUGCUUCAUUCAAACAACAGAAGAUGCAAUCCUCAGCUGCCAUAAGCAGCAUGGCUCCCACAAUGUCACACCAAUAUAUGGCAGCUGGGGAUGUGGCCCUGUGCCUUUAAAAUACAACUGAAGGGAGACUUUUUGUCUCUGAAGUGUAAAACAAGAAGCCAAGUCUUGGGCCAGUCUCCUGGUAGGAUAACCCAGAUGUUUGUUGGCAUGGAGACAGAAAGCUUAGAGCUGUAAAAAUGCUGAGAGGUAAAAGCUUGAACUGGAGCAAGAGGAAGCUAGGCUGUCUCAGGAUUACACAGUGCGCAGGUGAGUUAAGCCAGGAAAAGACAGGAUUUAGCAUUUAUUGCCAAAAAUGUUUUGUUUGGGUUUGUUUUUUUUAAAGGAAUUGCUCAAUAAACGAACCUUACUGUU